Bathycoccus prasinos is the source of this 810-nucleotide messenger RNA. RefSeq lists its product as hypothetical. The record is from RefSeq and is a predicted model, not a curated record. The transcript has a single exon. The coding region runs from base 1 to 810 and encodes 269 amino acids. Lineage: Eukaryota; Viridiplantae; Chlorophyta; Mamiellophyceae; Mamiellales; Bathycoccaceae.
AUGUUUUCGUGGGCAGUGCCGAACAAAGAAGCGCUGGAGACCGUGCGGAAGUAUUCACCUCGUGGUGUUUGCGAAAUCGGUGCGGGAUUAGGAUUGUGGGCGAAGAUGUUGCGAGACGAAGGCGUCGACGUUUGGGCCUACGACGUAUUCGCGAAUGAAGGAGAAGGAAACGGAUACGUGGCUGGAGGAUUUAACGCGUCAAAAGAGGAAGGAGCGCCGCCGCCAUUUUGUACAGUAGAGCAAGGAGGCGUAGAGAAAGCGACGUUACACGAGCAGCAAUCCUUAUUUCUUUGUUGGCCACCGCCCGAAGCCGCGAGCGGCAACGCGCCAGAUAUCGCUCGGUACCUCGCGCUAAAGGCGUUGACGCAUUACAAAGGCGACUGCGUGUUGCACAUAGGGGAAGGCGCGAAUGGAGAAACAGAUGGAGAGAAAUUUCGCGAGAAGUUACGCGAACAGUUUGAAAUGAAAGAUGCGGUAUCCAUUCCGAAUUGGCCAAACGCGUGUGAUCGUUUGACCGUGUACGAGAGAAGGAACAAAGCGCAAAGAACUCUCGACGAAAAAUUGUCGCCUUCGUUGCAAAUGAAAGCAUCAAACGCGGAGCGAGAAAAGUGGAACGAGGAGCGCGCGGCUCGUUUGAGCGCUCAGAACGAAAGAUGGAAGGAGUUGUGUGUUGAGCACGUCGAACGCAAGAAACGCAACUCGUCGUCGUCGUCUCUUUUGCUUUCCUCCAUCGAAAGAGAAGCAAUCGAGGCGGCUAAAAAUAGAAGCGGCUUCUUCCGACGACUCGUCCUUUCUCGUCUGUUAUUAUGA